This is a messenger RNA of Theobroma cacao (cacao), 1181 nucleotides long. NCBI's taxonomy places the organism in Eukaryota, Viridiplantae, Streptophyta, Magnoliopsida, Malvales, Malvaceae. The record is from RefSeq and is a predicted model, not a curated record.
CUUUGGUUCUUUCUUUUUUGCCCAAAUAUUUUGUUGGCCUGUUCAUUCUCUCUGCCAUAUAGAUGGAGCCUAUAUUUUCGAUGGAAUAGCAAACUGAAACUUUUAUGUUUCUCAGCAGUAACGAUACGACAGAAACCAAGCUAAGCUUGAAGCUGUUGAUUGAUAAAAGGGCCAAUAAAGUCCUCUUUGCUGAAGCUGGAAAAGAGUUGGUGGAUUUCCUAUCCCACGUCCGGUCCUUGCCUGUAGGUACCUUUAUCAGGCUCCUCAAAAGUCAAAACAUGGUUGCCUGCAUGGACAACGUGUACCAGAGCCUGGAAAACUUAAAUGAAGCUUAUGUGCAGCCCAAUCAACAUAAGAAUUUUCUCUUGAAACCUGAUAUGCCAUAUGUUGUAACCAGUGUUCCUCCCCUGUUGCCUGACACUAGUCAGGAUCCAGCACAGAGAAAGUUCUAUACAUGUGCAAACAAUCAUCGUUACGUGAUAGACAUUUUAAACGCAAUUUGUCCUCCCUGCAAGUCUUCAAUGCCUAGUGAAGUGACUUUUGUUUGUAGGAAUUCUGAUAUGGCGGGUUCAACUACUGAGGGAGGUAUUGAGAAGGGCUUGGCUACAUCCAUGGUGAUGGAUGAUUUAACGAUAACACCAAUGUCAAUGAUUUCUGGUGUUGCUAUGCUAAAUAAGUGCAAUGUUAAGGAUUUCAGUGCUCUUGAGGAAAAAAUGGUUUGAGUUCAGCAUCAACGAGAUUCAAUUCAGUAGUUUAAAUGGUCUUUUGACUCGCUCAUGCCUUCCUUGACCUUACUUCUGAGUUAUGGGGCCACCAUUGAUGGAGCAGCUGUGUUCCUGGUCAUGGAGUAGCAUUUGGACCAUGAUGCCGAGUUUUACAAAAGCCAACGACUAGUAUUUGCCCCCAGUGAAAGUACUAGUUGAAUGAGGCCUUAAACCAUGCAAUAGGAAAUAGCUUUUUGUCCCUGUAAAUUCCACUAUGAAGUUCAUAAUUCAACCCUCAAUAAACUCAAGCUCCAGUUGCAGUUUAAAUAGGAAGAACGACUGCCAACAAUGAUUAAUGAGCAGAGGGGAGCUGAUUAUGGGUAAGAACUAGAUAUCCCUGUUAGAAAGGGUGAUGAUGUCCUAAUCAUGCAAAGCAGCCAGAUCAGGGGCAUGAUGCGCUUCUCUACAUGCAUAUUU